Rhodamnia argentea is the source of this 722-nucleotide messenger RNA. RefSeq lists its product as uncharacterized. The coding region runs from base 89 to 409 and encodes 106 amino acids. The record is from RefSeq and is a predicted model, not a curated record. NCBI's taxonomy places the organism in Eukaryota, Viridiplantae, Streptophyta, Magnoliopsida, Myrtales, Myrtaceae. The transcript has 3 exons.
AAGGAAAAUCACCUUCACCCUCGCGUUCCGCAAUCGGCACGUGCGAAACGUCAGCCAAGCGACCGGUUUCUACCGAGCGUUUGCGAUCAUGGCGUCGGCGAACGACGAACCCUCCUCCGUCCCUCGGCGGCGCUUGUCGUGCACCACCUGCUUCGACGCUCUUUGGUUCUGCUACUCUCCAGUUCAUCAGAUGCAGCAAUACUACCGGCUGGGGGUUCUCGACAACUGCUCCGGAAAAUGGAGUGCCCUCGUCGAUUGCUUAACUCUCAAGACCAAACGAGCUUCCGAAGUUCAGGAAAUCCUGGAAAAUCGCGAGAAAGCUCAGCAUCAUAUCUGGACUUUCCGGACACCACAGGAAGCUUCUUCUCACUGGAAAGGGUUGUUUGGACAUCUGGAUAAGCCGGAGUGAAAGAAGCCUGGUUCUGUUUGAUGUCGCCUUUGUUUUCUCGACCCCUUCUCGUUCAAAUGCCAUGGGUGCAUUCGAGAAAUUUUCUUUUUUUGGAAAUUGAAUUGAUUCAUAAUGUUGAGGGAGAAUAAGAUGCCGACGACUAAGAGCCAAACCAUGGAUAGACAACCAUGAGUGCGGCCAGGGAAUCCGAAAUUGUCAUGGCAACUCGGUCUUUCACAAUAUCACUGACCAUCUAUGGACUAGUAUCUGAGGGUGAUCGAUCAGCCUUUUUGGUCGACAAGAUUGACAAGAGAGAGUAUCUUUCUUCCCUAAA